Molecule: messenger RNA, 3751 nt
Organism: Amaranthus tricolor (Joseph's coat)
Lineage: Eukaryota; Viridiplantae; Streptophyta; Magnoliopsida; Caryophyllales; Amaranthaceae
Product: myosin-binding protein 1-like
Exons: 5
Coding region: 521-3436 (971 amino acids)
Molecular function (GO): myosin binding
Source: RefSeq, a predicted model, not a curated record
ACAACUUUUCUUUGUCAUUAACCAAUUCCUAAUCAUUUCAAUCCUUUCUACCUAAAAAUAGUUCCAAGGUUCUAAAAUACAGAAAGAUCAAGAGAAGACAAAAUCUGUACUUAACUAACAUAUUUUUGGGAUUUUCAUAAACUUUCGGUCAGCCGACUUUCUUUUUCUUAAUAAUCGGCAUUUUGAUCUCUUUUGACCCUCCAUUGAUAACUACGUGCAGAUCUGUCUUCACUGGAUUUCAACUUCCAUUGCCCUUUUCUAUUACAAAAAUCAUUCUCUUUCAUGUGAAAGUGUCAAGACUCAGAAGUACAAACCUUUUUUUGCAUUUUUCUUUUGAAUUGAAGCCCUUUGAUUAUCUGAAAUUCAAGAGUAGUUUAGAGAAUUCAAUGCUUUAUGGGUUUUGGUUGUUCUACUGAAUAUCUUUCCACCAGCAAUUCUGUUUCUCUCUUGGGUGUAUAAUGCUCGACCUACUUUUACCUUUAAUCUGUGUUCUGCAAAUGAUUUAGUAAUCUUCUUGAAAAUGGGUGGAAGAAACCUUUUGUCAUCAGAUUCGCAAAAACACUCGAGAUCCUUCACUUCGGUUUUGGGAUCAGCUCUUCUUGAAUGGGUACUCAUUGUUAUGUUGUUUGUCUAUGGAAUUUUUGGAUACCUAAUCGCGAAAUUUGCUCGUUAUUGCGAAUUGCCUAUUCCUUGUUUGCUAUGUUCAAGGAUUGAUCAUAUUCUAGGAGGUGAAAAGGUUGGAUUUUAUUGGGAUAUGAUAUGUGGUAAUCAUAAGUUAGAAAUCUCAUCCUUGGUUUAUUGUCAUUUCCAUGAGAAGCUUGUUGAUGUCCAUGGCAUGUGUGAAAGCUGCCUAUUCUCGUUUGCUACGAAAGAUAAAUCGAAUUCUGAAACUUAUAGAUUGUUGGUUGGUAAAUUGGGCGGAGAAGAUCUUAGUGGUUUUGACGAUAACCACGUGACCGGUGAUCGUAAGACCAAGAGCUUCGACAUGAAACAUUGUUGUUGUUGUAAUGAGUUAUGGACUUCGAGAUGUCAUGCCCAUUCAUUACUUCAAACUAGGUCGACUGGGUUAGACGAUGUGGAUAUCGACUCGCCUUUUUUGAGUCGAGAUUGUAGUCAAGAUCUUACUGACAUGAAAAAGGAAGUAAAGUCAUUGCAUUCAUUGGCUGAUUUUGGAGGAAAAUCUAAGGAUUCUUUGGUUCAAUGUGAAUACACAGAGCUGAAAGUUACCUCCGACACUGAAUUGGAUAAUCGUAUAUCUGAUGCUGAAGACAUGAAAUCAUUGAUUUCUAAUGAUCCUUUACGAGAUUUGAUAUUAGAUUCUACACCAAUGAAACCAUUUACCGCUGUAUCUGAAGAUGAAUAUGCCUAUGAAAAGCCUAACAGUCCUACAAGUGUGCAUAUUGGCCAUGGAUUGGAAGAACUUAGUUGGCAGGAAGUAGAUAAUAAGGUUUAUCCAUCUACAUCAACAGAUUCAACGAAAAGCAAUACUUUGUUGGAGUCACCGAAUGAUGGGAUCGUCUUGAUCGAUUUUCCAAUAGACGGAGAGCUGAAAGUCACCUCUCACACUGAAUCCGAUAUUCAGAUAUCUGAUGCUGAAGACAUUAAAGCACUGAUUUCUAAUGAUCCUCUAAGAGAUUUGAUAUUAGAUUCUACACCAAUGAAACCAUUCAAUGCUGCAUCGGAAGAUGAAUUUGGGUACGAAAAGCCACUUGAUCUGGAUUUGUCAUCCGAACCCUCAGAAUCAAUACAUGUGGUGCAAUCUGAUAAAUCUGAUUUGCCUUACAGUCCUGCAGUAGCACCUCCGUCGACUACUAUAAGCCAUGGAUCGGAAGAACUUGAUUGGCAGGAAGUCGAUAGUAAAGUUGAUCCAUCUACAUCAAUAGAUUCAACAAAAAGCAAUGUUUUGUUGGAGUCAGCGAAUGAUGGGAAUGUCUCUAUUAGUUCUCCGGUAGAAGGAGCAAAUAUCGAAGACGCGACAAUUUUAUCGGAAAAAGAUGACACCGAAGACUCGAAGGACUUUGACAUUAAAGAAGCUGUAGUUGUGCAAACAUUGAUUCCUGCGGCUGAUAAAACCCGAGAGUCGGAAUCCUUGCAAAUUGCCGCAGAUUCGAACAGUUUGAAUAUUAAGCCUGAACCCAAGGAUGGUGUUUUGUCUAUGCCAAAUCAAUUGGAACUUGGUGAUGCAUAUAAGCUAGCAAUUAGCAGCAGGAGCAGGCAAUUCUCGGGUAAAUUGGCCGAGCAGCUUAGUGGGAAGGAAUCACCAAGAAUCAGUCCUGAUUUGAUGCUAUUGCUUUCACAAUUGUCUAGAGGAUCCGAGUUUCCUUAUAACGACAUAUUGAGUCCUAGCCCUAGGCCAUCUCGAAAUCUCGAUGAGAUCAAGACGGGCGAUUCAUCUACUUCAAUCGGAAUGAAAUUUCUUCAAAAAAAGCUUUCACUCGAGAGAAAUGAUUCCAAGUCCUCACUUGAUAGAAAUGAGUCCGGAGUUGAGUCUUUAGAUUUCAGUACUGUCGGUGAAAUUGAAGGAGAAACUGAACUUGAUCGGUUGAAACGACAACAUGAACACGAUAAGAUGUUUUUGAUUACUUUGCUGAAAGAGUUGGAGGAAGAAAGAAAUGCCUCAGCAAUUGCAGCAAACGAAACAAUGGCUAUGAUUACGAGAUUGCAGGAAGAGAAAGCUGCUCUACAAAUGGAAGCCUCACAUGAUCUAAGGAUGAUGGAAGAACAAGCCGAGUACGACAUCGAAGCAUUGGAUAAGUUGAACGAACUUUUAACCGAAAAGGAGAAAGAAAUUCAAGAUUUAGAGGCAGAGCUCGAGGAUUAUCGAAACAAAUAUCCGAACGAAUCUGCAUCGGAAAACCUUGUCGACUCUGCACCAAUUGCAAGUAUAAGUGAUCCUAAUGACUUGAACGUCUUCACUGGAAACCUCGAGAGUAAUUUACACGAGCCAUUGUUCGAAAUCGAAAACGAAAAAAACCAUAUUUUGGAGCGUCUAAAUAGUUUGGAAACGAGGUUAAGUGUUUUGUGUUGUAAUCAACGUGGGAUAGAUUCAUGUGAAAAACCUUCUGAAGACGGUCAAGAAGUGAAGAAUAGAAUCGAUGAGAAUGGUGUAAUAUCACAGAAAGGCGGCUUCACCAUGAUCGGAAGUUGUCAUAGUUUAGUAAGACGUAUGCGUUCUUUCGAAAGGUCCAAGUCUGCUGGUGCUGAACAAAGUGCAUUAAUCCUUAAAGAGGCUGAUAUUAUAUGUCUAGCGAGCGAAGUAUCUAUCCUAAGUAAGAGAUUACAAGCACUUGAAGCUGACCGUUCGAUCCUUGAGAAUUCGAUCAACACACUGAAAAAUGGGGAGGAGAAGCUAAUACAGGAGAUUGCAUCUCACCUUCGAGCAUUGCGAAAGAUUGGUAUCCGAAGAUAUGAUCAAUGUAACCAACAAAAAAGGUAAUAAGGGCACGAUUUUACUACCAGAUCAAUGUUUCGACAGUUGAGCACAAAACAAUGGUUUAAAUACUGAGAUAUACGUAUAAAUCUGAGUUUACAGAUCUGUAUUGCAGCUAAUAUAAAUGUGCAUAUUUGUUUUCCAUUUGAUAUACUUAUUUGGUCAUUUUGUGGGUGUAUACUGUAUACUAUACUGUAUAUUGUAUUGUAUACUGUAAAAUGAGCAGAACACAUAAUGGUUGAUUGCUUGCCAACCUUGUAUAUCAACUACUUAUGUUAUAUUAUGCAUACAUAUAUACAAAUCAAAUUCUGCUUCUCAAAA